Molecule: messenger RNA, 2764 nt
Organism: Chiloscyllium plagiosum (whitespotted bambooshark)
Lineage: Eukaryota; Metazoa; Chordata; Chondrichthyes; Orectolobiformes; Hemiscylliidae
Source: RefSeq, a predicted model, not a curated record
GCAGAACUCAAGCCCUAGGCCACAGAAAAAGGGGCAGGCCUCUGUGGAGGGAUUUCUAACAUUAAGUGAUUAAUUUUAUUGGUCAUUGGCAGUUGGUCAUCAGUACUCAACGUUGGCAACUCAGCCAAUCCUGUGCGGAAGUAUUCCUGGGCUUGUCCCAAAGCAGUUGCGGUUUUGCCGGAAUUACAUGGAGAUUAUGCCAAGUGUGGCAGAAGGAGUGAAAAUUGGGAUUCAGGAAUGCCAGCAUCAGUUCCGAGGGAGGAGAUGGAAUUGCACAACAGUUGAGGAUAAUUUGGCAAUUUUUGGACCUGUUUUGGAUAAAGCAACAAGGGAAUCUGCUUUUGUUCACGCCAUCGCCUCAGCAGGUGUCGCCUUUGCCAUUACUCGCUCAUGCGCUGAGGGCACUGCAAACAUCUGCGGCUGUGAUAACCGGCACAAGGGCAAGCCGGGCGAAGGCUGGAAAUGGGGUGGAUGCAGUGAGGAUGUAGAGUUCGGGAGCAUGGUGUCACGAGAGUUUGCAGAUGCCCGAGAGAACAGGCCAGAUGCCCGUUCCGCCAUGAACCGGCACAACAAUGAGGCCGGCCGCAUGGCCAUUUUGGACCACAUGCACCUGAAGUGCAAGUGUCAUGGACUAUCAGGGAGCUGUGAGGUGAAGACAUGCUGGUGGUCACAGCCUGACUUCCGUGUGAUUGGAGAUUACUUAAAAGAUAAGUAUGACAGUGCCUCUGAGAUGAUCGUGGAGAAACAUCGAGAGUCCAGAGGUUGGGUGGAGACCCUUCGUCCCAAGUACACUUUGUUCAAAGCUCCAACAGAGAGAGAUUUGGUCUACUAUGAUACAUCACCAAAUUUCUGCAACCCAAAUCCUUCAACUGGCUCAUUUGGCACGCGACACCGAAAGUGCAACAUCACAUCACAUGGAAUUGAUGGAUGUGAGUUGCUAUGCUGUGGCCGUGGACAUGACACAAGGACUGAGAAACGUAGGGAGAAGUGUCACUGUGUCUUCCACUGGUGUUGUCAUGUGAGCUGCCAAGAAUGCACACGCAUCCACAAUGUUCAUACUUGCAAAUAGAGGAAGGAAGAGGCUUUCUGGGAAAUUGGUGAUGGUCCUGAAUUGAAGCAUCUUGCUACAUGUAGAAGAUCAAGAUCCUAAGCCAAGGCUCAUCUUUGUGCCCAUGGAUUGAUGUUAUUUUGCAAACAAUGCCUUUUACAUACUCUUAUAGAAAAAAACCAGUGUUGACCAAAUCUUCACACAGUGAAACCUUGCAGCCUGAUCACAAAGAAUGACAGAAUUGGGGUUGUAAUCUUUAUAGCAUUGGAAAACCUUCAGACCAUCUGAUACAAAUAAGCUGUGUCUGAAAGAACAAGGGUGGAUCCUACGCUCUGCUGUCUAACAUUUACAUCAAAGAAGUAGUAAAACUAUUUUCUCAAGGUCUGAAAGGGAAUUCUAGAAGUGGGAGACAGGCUACCAAUGAACAUUCUGAGUGAAAACAUAGAUCAGAAUGACAAGGCCCAUUGGGCAGAUAUGGUAGUAAAAUUAUUGUGGACCUAUUUAAGUUUUUGAAUAAAUUCUAGCAUAGUAAACUAUCUAAGAAAUUCAGUUUUUACAACUGUCUAUUUACUCAUGUUUCCUGAUGGAUUUGUUCACUUCACUCAUCUUCAAGAGCAAAUUGUCUACAGAUUUACUAAUAUCGCUCAUUACCUAAACCAUUUAUUCAGUCAAAUAAGUUGCUUGGUUAUAAAAUGUUUUCAUUUACUAAGUCUGACUAGUUUACAAUGAGAACAUCCAUGAAAGGUAUCCUACAGUUGAUGUGACUUCUAACUAUCUGGUAAUACAAGAGCUUUCAUUUUAUAUUUGCAAACAAAACAAGCCUGUCUCAUCUUUGAUAUUACAACUAGACAUUUUUUUAAUGGCAACGUUUUUUUUCAGGUCUUGAUAAAUCAUCAAGUUACCAAGUUAUCAAGGCAAUGCCUUGAUCAAUCAUAGUCAAACUGCUUGAUUUAAAAUUUAAAGCCUGUCAGCCAAGUGUCAAUCAUCAUUAACUAGUGCAAUCUCCAUGGUAAUACAUAUACCAGUCAGAAACCACUUGCCAACCAUUCAGUGCACACUCCUCUUGCAAAAUGGUUUUCCUUCAAAAUGGUAUUUUUGUGGAUUAUCCAAAUGAGUAGAAGAUGGAAAGCUUUGACAAAAUGUAUCUUUUUCUGCAAUACAGAAGUAAGUUACUGUAAUAAAACAACUAUCCAAAAAUGGAAAACAAAGUUGAGUUUGAGGUGCUUGACUCUAUUUAGAGAAUAAUGAGUUCCACAAAGUGGGCAGCCUGUCAAUAUGUUAGACCAUUGAUCAAAAAGGAAUAGUGGACAUAAGUAAAACUCAAGUACCAUUAAUUUAUUAUUUUUUUCACUACGUUGAUACCAUGGCCUGAAUUUUACCAUAGGCUUUGAAACCCUGAUGUCAUUGAACUCCAAGUCUGCACUUAUUGCCUUCGCAGUUUUACCACAGGUAUAUCUUCUAGUCCACACAUAUGCCUGAAAGCCUGGUGUCCUGUUGAGAAUGGGAGACACCUGACACUGCAGGCCCAGUUACCCUUUUAAGGAGCUAAUUGCAGCCAAGAGAGCUCCUUUCCUCUUUAGGCCAUCAAGCCAAUGGUGCCAAUGCUGCAGGCUAUCUUAUGGAGGCCACAUCCAUUCACCUCUUCAGGGAAAAGGACUCAUGCCACCAUUGGCAAAUGCUGUUGACCCUGUAAAAUACUCCUAAUAAGGUCAUUAA